Molecule: messenger RNA, 1276 nt
Organism: Megalops cyprinoides (Indo-Pacific tarpon)
Lineage: Eukaryota; Metazoa; Chordata; Actinopteri; Elopiformes; Megalopidae
Product: growth arrest and DNA damage-inducible protein GADD45 beta-like
Exons: 4
Coding region: 170-655 (161 amino acids)
Biological process (GO): regulation of cell cycle
Cellular component (GO): nucleus; cytoplasm
Source: RefSeq, a predicted model, not a curated record
GCUACGCAAGGACGAGGAGCAAAAGACAGAAGGAGCGUACUUUGUCUCACAAACCUCAAAGACAUCGCACCUGGAUUAUAUAAAGCCUUUAGCGACAUCGGAUUCAGCUGUACACUGGGCCCGUUGGAGUUUAUCCUUACAUUUGUGGAUUAUAUGUCGUAAUUUCAACAUGACUCUGGAAGAACUCGUUGGAUGCAACAUUACUGACAAAAAGAUGGAGAACGUAAGCCAGGCUUUGGAAGAACUUCUGGUGGCUGCACAGCGGCAAGACUGUCUCACCGUGGGAGUGUAUGAGUCUGCAAAGCUGAUGAAUGUCGACCCGGACAGUGUGGUGCUUUGCGUGCUGGCAGCAGACGAGGAGGACGAGGAUGACAUAGCCCUGCAGAUCCACUUCACUCUCAUUCAAGCUUUCUGCUGCGACAUCGACAUUAACAUACUGCGCGUGUCCGGCAUGAGGCGGCUAGCGCAAGUCCUGGGAGAACCUGUCAAUGCGGACAGCAACGGCAACGAGCCGAGGGAUCUGCAUUGCAUUCUCGUUACGAAUCCACAUGUUGACGAUCUGAAAUGCCAGGCUCUGAAGGAGGUGGGCAGUUACUGCGAAGAGAGUCGCUGCAAGAAUCAGUGGAUACCCUCACUUGCUCUGCAGGAGCGCUGAACAGACUUGUCGGUGUUUAAUGCGAAAAAAAACGUCGGAAUUGAAAUCGUCAUUCUUAUAGUAAUAAGGAGGGCGUUCAGGAGGGCAUCACACAGGGACUGAGUCCUGUCGGAUAUCUCAAGCAACAUAGCUGGGGUGAGGGGACUGUGCGUCUGUCCUGCUCUUCCGUGAAAUGGAACAGCGCCGUGGUGGCGAGUGACAGUUUGCUGGAACACGAGCCGGCUCGGCCUCGCAGCAGCGUGUCGGGCGCGAGGGCGGCUGGAGCAACAGUGGGAGUACAGUGGGUGACGAAUGACGGUUUCACUGUCACGGAGCGGAGGGAGGGGGACUUUCAUUACAGAUAUCACCGUGUCAAAGGCCAGAUAUGGAACCAAUGCAAAGACUAACCUGCAGUGACGCUUUUUUUGUACUUGCAAUGCGGUGUGGGAUGAACUGAACCACACGCAUUGCCAGCUACAGUAAUGUGUGCAGCGGUGUUUUUUUUAUGAAUUUGAUUUGAUAGUGGAUGCAUUGCAUUAGAUAUUUUUUAUUGAUAAGUCAUGAUAUGUCAUGAGGAGAGUAAUAUAUUGUCUAUUUAUGAACUCUCAGCCAUGUACUGUAAAGCAUCAGUAUGUUCAGAUU